UGACUGCAGCAGUCGUGACGACGGCGCGCCUUCACCAAGGACGCCAGCAGCCACGCACGACCGGACUCCUGCUCUAAAAAGCAAAAACCACGCGCCGGCCGGCGGCGGCAGCCACGGACAUGCACCAGUCCAGGCUCAUAUGGCUCGUCGUCGCGCGCGCCGGGGCCUGGGCACCAGCACCGCCGACGAGGCGCCGGCUGGCAGCAUGCCAGGCCGAGGCGGGCCUCGAUGCCGCGUCGCCGAUGCGGCGCGGCCUCGUCGGCGGCGCCUUCGCGGCGACGCUCGUCGAACCGGCCCGCGCCGACGACGCCUUCCCCGGCACGGCCGAGGACCGCCGCCGGGCCGUCGCGGCGCGGAUCAAGGAGUUGGGCGUGCGCGCCUUCGCGGAGCCGUGGCCGGAGACGCGCCGGAACCUAUUAUAUGCGGGCGGCCUGAAGGACGCGCCGCCGACGCGGCUCGCGUUCAGCGACUACAACCACUGCGACCUGACGUGCAUGGCGCCGGCGGUGAUGGACGAGUCGAACGCGGACGGCGCCGUCGCCGGCGUGUCGACGUCCAACAAGCUCGGCGAUUCAAUAAGAGCGAACAGCCUCGCGGACCUCGGGCCGGGCGGCAGCUGGGCCACCUGCAUGAUCGGCUGCGCGUCGGAGCCGCCGCGGGACGUCGCGCACGUCCAGUUCAAAUCGCGCAUCGCGUUCAAGUUGGUUUGGACGCCGGGCGCCCAGGACUCCUUCCGGCGCUUCGUCCUCGUCGACGACGAGGGCGUCCUGCUCGCGUCGGGCGCGCCGACGGGCAACGACCUCCCCCCCCUGGCCGAGCGCAAGAAAAACUUCGCGCUCGUUGAGGGGUCGAAGUACGCGCGCGCCGCGACGAUCUUCCGCUGGCCCGACGUCUACGACCCGACGUUCACGGUCGAGGAGAAGUAG
Molecule: messenger RNA, 926 nt
Organism: Pelagomonas calceolata
Lineage: Eukaryota; Pelagophyceae; Pelagomonadales; Pelagomonadaceae
Source: the annotation of a GenBank genome assembly